UACCAUUUUCCAUUCCUCCUUGUGACUCAAAUCAAUUCCAUGCCAUUUUUCUUGUUAACGAACCCAACUCUUUCUCUUCUACACAAGCAAGCUCCUCUCUUUAUAAAGCUAUUAGUUUCUCAAUAUCAUAUUAUUACAACCAACCUUUAUUAUCUUAUAUUAUUGUAAUAAUAUUUAUAUUAUUCAUUUGUCUUUUACACUUCUAGCUAUAAGUGCACAAAUAAGACAUAAUCAAUAAUGUCUUUAACAUCACAUUUUCUUAUACUUGUUGGUGUUCUUACCAUUCUUAUUUCUUCGUUUCUUCCGGUUUGUCUAUCUAGCUACCCCUUCCCGGAACCCGAUUCGAGGAAUUACAUUACAAAGUAUUCUACUAACAACAAGAAUAUUAGUGAUGAUGAUGAUAAGAGGACUUACAAUUACAACUAUGAGCUUGAUUCACAAAGUCUCGACAAUUAUGAUAAGGUAAUCCUUGAUCGUAUUAGGCACCAUUCUCAUCGAGCUCGGUCUAGAGCCCCUUCCCCUUCAUCUUCGCCUUCAAGAAUUAUCAAUGUCGAACAUUUUAUCAAGUCAGGAAGAAGGAGAGAUCAUACCAAGGGUUUUAAGAGAGCUUGGAAGAAGGCAUGUUCAACCAAGGGUGCAAUAUUGCUAGUGCCAAGAAACAAGAAGUAUAGGGUCAGGCCAAUCAAGUUCUCUGGACCGUGUCGUUCUCCUCUCACCAUAAAGAUCAAAGGAAGAAUCGAGGCGUCUACCAAUCUAGCAGACUACAGAGAUCGACUACAUUGGCUACAAUUCGAAAAUAUAACUAACUUCAAGGUUAAAGGUCGAGGCACCAUUGAUGGCAGGGGACAUAUUUGGUGGCAGAAUUCUUGUAAGAUCAAUACAACUAAGCCCUGUCAACAUGCACCUACGGCGGUAACCUUUGAUGGAUGCAAGAACUUCAUAGUGGAUGGAUUAAAGAUAACGAAUGCACAACAGAUGCAUAUGACAUUUCAGAAAUGCACUGCUGUAAGAGCUUCACAUAUAGUCAUAAAAUCGCUGGGAAAUAGCCCUAACACGGAUGGAAUUCAUGUCACCGAGACCAGAAACAUUCAAAUAACAAGAUCUCGUAUUGGAACAGGCGAUGAUUGUGUAUCAGUAGUAAGUGGAUCAAAGAAUGUUCAAGUGUCCGAUAUAACUUGUGGACCAGGCCAUGGAAUCAGUAUUGGAAGCCUAGGCAAAGGAAACUCCAAGGCACAUGUUUCAAAUGUAUUGGUAAACAAGGCAAGACUUUUUGGAACCCUUAAUGGAGUCAGAAUUAAGACUUGGCAGGGAGGACAAGGAUAUGCAAAAAAUGUUGUAUUUCAAAAUAUUGCAAUGAAAAAUGUUAGCAAUCCAAUAAUCAUUGACCAGAACUAUUGCGAUCAAAAAACACCUUGUCAGGAAAUGAAAUCAGCAGUACAUGUACAAAAUGUGGUGUACAAAAACAUAAAGGGAACAAGUUUUACAGAAGACGCGAUAAAAUUUAAUUGCAGCAAAAGCCAUAAAUGCCAAGGAAUAGUGUUGCAGAAUAUAAACCUUGUUAUGAAAAAAGGAAGAAAAGCAGCUAUGGCUGAAUGUGAAAAUGUUGAACUGUUUCACAGAGGGAAGGUUUCACCCAAAUGUCUUCAACGUACUUAGUUUUUCUUACACUACUUGGGUUCAUUAUAUAAAAUUCUGUACAUAUAUUUUAAGAUAUUUGUUCAUAAUUGAUUACCAUCCCCCAAUUUUUCAUAGUUAUACUGAUCUUUGAUAUUAGCAAAGUAAAAUAAAAGUGAAAGCAUAAAAAAAAAUAAAAAAAAAAUUGCAUAUAAAAAAG
Messenger RNA from Chenopodium quinoa (quinoa), 1834 nucleotides. RefSeq names its product polygalacturonase QRT2-like. Gene Ontology annotation, molecular function: polygalacturonase activity. The transcript has 9 exons. The record is from RefSeq and is a predicted model, not a curated record. Bases 238 to 1656 code for a protein of 472 amino acids. Gene Ontology annotation, biological process: anther dehiscence; pectin catabolic process; fruit dehiscence. NCBI's taxonomy places the organism in Eukaryota, Viridiplantae, Streptophyta, Magnoliopsida, Caryophyllales, Amaranthaceae.